AUGAUACGUCCGGACGAGGCGAGCGCAGAGGCACCAAGCCAAAAUGGUAAUGGCACAACCAUACCCUUUACCGGUUCGAAUGGUGCUGAUAUAGAACAGGCCUGGAGAACCCAUGCGGCUCGUCUCAACAAUGUGGGGGGUUUACUCUUUCAGAAAGGAGGAGAUUUGCUGCUUCCAGCCAUGCAGUUUCUACAAGAAGGAGUCCAAGCCAUGAUGGCUCUGGAAAACCCAAAUGCAACAAUCACGGCGCCCCCCGCACAGGAACGAGCCGUUCAAGUUCAAGGUCAACUGGAAUUGCUGUUGCAAGAACGUCGGCGAAUGCAACAAGAAAUUAUCAAAGAGCAAGACCGAAAGCUUCCGGCUCGAAAGGGAGAAUCUUCUGAUGAGGACAAGAAACCAUCCGCCAAUAUUGCUGGGUCCUCCGAUACUACCUCCACCGAAACUGCACCGCAAGAAACACCGAGGUUAGAGCCAGAACGCAGCACCGCCGGAAACGAAAUCCCCCAAAAGACGCCCGACAAUCUGAAGAAAGCUGCUUCCACUCGACCUAACGGAACCGAAUUGACGACCCGGCAAUUGGAACCGGGCGCUUGCCAAUCAUCGCUGCAGAAUGGGAAAAAUGGCAAGCACUGUUGUAAGGAUAGAAAGCGGCCGGCAAUUGACAAAGCCGCUGAUGUGACCUCGGCUGACGAGCAUGUCAGUGAAAAUCCCUCCGCAAACAGUAGUAAUAGCCGCCCUGAAAUCGAAGAAGGCAGCAGCAGCUCACAGCUACAAAAACAAAACGUGGCCCAACACCACAGCGACAAUUCUAAAACUGAGCCUUCCAAGACUACAACCUCAGCUCGCAAUCCUGUCGCGGAGACCUCCGUGGCGAGGGCACCGUCUACUGAGAAAGAAACAAAAACAAUAGGUCGGGCUUCUCUGCCAUCUGCCAGCGAGUCACAGGAGGAAAUACGAAGACGAAAGAGAAUCAACAGCAUUUUGAGCCAAUUUGAUGCGGAAUCCACCGGGUCCGUGAAAGAUGCUUCUAGCGUACUCCUCGACAAUACACUCGACGAGGAAACAACCGUGCUCGAACACACCAACUUUUUGCUACAAGGAAUCCCUGGAUUGUUCCCCAUGACGUCCAAAAUGAGAGGAGCCGAAAAGAAAAACGAAAAUUCAAUACUGGUCUUUUCCGAACCGUUUUUGGUAGACGUUGAUGCCGCUGCGGAUGGCAAUGGAAAAAUUCGAGACAAGGUGCCACUUCGAGAGGGACCCGACGCAGGGGCUUUUUGCGUGCCGUUGGACCAAUGCUCGCGAGCAUGUCUAUUCAACAUGGGCCUUGUACACUAUCAGUGGAAUUCGGCGGAUUCAGCAAUUCAGUUCUUUGAACUGUCCCUGUCGUUGGCGCCGCAGCAACCGUCUCUUCUGACGUUUGACCCUCUGGCACUAGCAUGCAUCAACAAUGUUGGUCAGAUACUGUUACAACUGAAGGGAAAGAUGACAGAAGCCAAAGGGAUGUUCUCGGACGCACUCUCGAGGGGAAACUCGGCGCUAGUGGAGUUGUAUCGAAACGAGGGGGAAAACAGAAGUUUUCGACAAUCACCAGAGCUUGCCGAGGCUCACAAACUUACGAGCCGGCUGCUAAGGCGCUUUCUGGUUCGCUCUUUGAUGAACAUGGGGUUUGUUCAUUUUUUCAAUUGUGAUUAUGAACUGGCUACACGAACGUGCUUGGAUGCAAUGAGGCUGUUGAGACCGAACAUGUUGGAAGUGGACGCUGCAGCAUUGUGGUACAACAUUUCGAUGUCACACCAUCAUCAAAAUGAACUCCACGAAGCUCUCGUCUAUCUCGACAAGUUUCUCGAUGUUGCAGUUUCGUAUUUGGGGGUGUUGCACUUGCAAGUUGCAACGGCACUGCAUCGGAAAGGUUUCAUUUGUUAUGAGAUGGGAAACCUGUAUGACUCGACCAAACCAAUGCUUCAGGCACUCCGAAUCAGAAAACGACACUUUGGAAAUGUACAUCCCUUGGUGGCUGAUUCCCUUUGCUUGCUGGGCAAGAUAUACCUUGAUCGAGAGGAGUUUCGCUUUGCGCAGAAUGCACUUCUUCAGGCCCUGUCAGUCCUGAGGUCGCUGAAUGAAGAUGAUCACCUGUGCUUGGACAUUGCACAAACCCUGAUUGAUUUAGGCAGGGCAUGCCACUCCCAGGGACAGAUUGAUGAGUCGCUCAAGGCGUACCUAGAGGCCGUAUCGCUGACCAAAAAAAUGUUUGGGGAGCGGCAUGCCUACGUGGCUAGGAUGAAGAAUGUCGUGGGCAAUCUUUUCCUGGAGCAGGGUGAAGUGAAUCAGGCAGUGGAAUUCUUCGCGCGAUCUAUGCGAAUUCAGGUGGGAGAGGGUCGUCCCGUUGACUACAACAUUGUUCAGAAUCCACACGUCCGGGUGAAGUUCUCUCAUUGCCCUACUUCGGCGAGUGCUUGA
Seminavis robusta is the source of this 2457-nucleotide messenger RNA. Lineage: Eukaryota; Bacillariophyta; Bacillariophyceae; Naviculales; Naviculaceae. The record is from the annotation of a GenBank genome assembly.